Messenger RNA from Myotis myotis, 3676 nucleotides. It is a transcript of the gene ZNF282, whose product is annotated as zinc finger protein 282. Gene Ontology annotation, biological process: regulation of DNA-templated transcription. The record is from RefSeq and is a predicted model, not a curated record. The transcript has 8 exons. Bases 117 to 2057 code for a protein of 646 amino acids. Lineage: Eukaryota; Metazoa; Chordata; Mammalia; Chiroptera; Vespertilionidae.
GACUGUUUGCUCCUACGGGCUGUAGAUGGAGCUGUCCGGCCCCGGCGAGGGGGAAGGCGCCUGCAGAACGUUCUUCUUCUCCCUGGCCGGCCCGAGCGGGGAACAGCACUCCCAGGAUGCAGUUUGUGUCAACACGGCCACAGCCUCAGCAGCUGGGCAUUCAGGGCCUGGGGCUGGACAGCGGGAGCUGGAGCUGGGCCCAGGCUCUGCCCCCGGAGGAGGUCUGCCACCAGGAUCCGGCGCUGCGCGGGGAAAUGGCCGAGGGAAUGCCGCCCAUGCAGGCUCAAGAAUGGGACAUGGAUGCCCGGCGACCUAUGCCUUUUCAGUUCCCGCCCUUCCCAGACAGGGCACCCGUCUUCCCUGACCGUGUGAUGAGAGAGCCCCAGUUGCCCACGGCCGAGAUCUCCCUCUGGACCGUGGUGGCCGCCAUUCAAGCAGUGGAGAGGAAGGUGGAUGCCCAGGCCAGCCAGCUGCUAAAUCUGGAGGGACGGACGGGGACAGCCGAGAAGAAACUGGCCGACUGUGAGAAGACGGCCGUGGAGUUCGGGAACCACAUGGAGAGCAAGUGGGCCGUGCUGGGGACCCUGCUGCAGGAGUACGGGCUGCUGCAGAGGCGGCUGGAGAACAUGGAGAACCUGCUGAGGAACAGGAACUUCUGGGUCCUGCGGCUGCCCCCCGGCAGCAAGGGGGAGGUCCCCAAGGUUCCGGUGACUUUUGUCGACAUUGCUGUGUACUUCUCUGAGGACGAGUGGAAGAACUUGGAUGGAUGGCAGAAGGAGCUUUACAACAACCUUGUGAAGGAGAACUACAAAACCCUCAUGUCCCUGGACGCAGACGGUCCUGGGCCCAAGCCAGAGGCCCCAUCCCAAGCUGAGCCCAGGGAAGAGCCUUGCGUGUGGGAGCAGCGUAACCCAGAAGAGAGAGAAAUCCUGAUGGAUCCUGACACAGGAGCGGAGCCUCUGGUGCCUGCACAAGACGCGUCUCAGGUGAAGCGUGAGGAAGCCCUGUGUGUCCGGGGUCAGCGGGGGCUGGAGGAAAGAGCUAUCCCCACGGAGUCCAUUACCGACUCGCCAGCCUCUGCCCAGGACCUCCUGUCCCGGAUCAAACAGGAGGAGAACCCGUGCGUGUGGGAUCAGCAGGACUUGGCAGAGAGAGAUAUUCCAACGGACCCCAAUUCAGAGUCUCUGAUCUCAGCACAUGACAUUUUGUCAUGGAUCAAGCAGGAGGAGCAGCCGUACCCGUGGGGCCCUCGCGACUCAAUGGAAGGAGAGCUGGGAUUAGACUCUGGCCCCAGUGACAACCUGCUGCUGGUGAAGAACCCGGCCCCGGCCCAGCCGCCCCAGCCCGCUCAACCCAGCCUGCCCCCACCUCCGGUGGCCGAGAAUGCCGGCGGCCCCCUGAGCCGGGGCGCGGCCGGGCUGCUGGAUGACAGCUUCCCAGCACUGGCUGGGGAGCGGGGCCCGGCUGGCGGGGCGCAGGCUGGCAGCGGCGGGGGCGCAGGCGGGGGACCCGGGGGCGGUGGGGGCUGCGGCAGCUGCUGCCCGGGGGGCGGGCUCCGGCGGGGCCUCCUGCAAGGCGCGCGCAGCAAGCCCUACUCGUGCCCCGAGUGCGGCAAGAGUUUCGGGGUGCGCAAGAGCCUCAUCAUCCACCACCGCAGCCACACCAAGGAGCGGCCCUACGAGUGCGCCGAGUGCGAGAAGAGCUUCAACUGCCACUCGGGCCUCAUCCGGCACCAGAUGACGCACCGCGGCGAGCGGCCCUACAAGUGCUCCGAGUGCGAGAAGACCUACAGCCGCAAGGAGCACCUGCAGAACCACCAGCGGCUGCACACGGGCGAGCGGCCCUUCCAGUGCGCGCUGUGCGGCAAGAGCUUCAUCCGCAAGCAGAACCUGCUCAAGCACCAGCGCAUCCACACGGGCGAGCGGCCCUACACGUGCGGCGAGUGCGGCAAGAGCUUCCGCUACAAGGAGUCGCUCAAGGACCACCUGCGUGUGCACAGCGGGGGCCCUGGCCUGGGCGCCCCGCGGCCCCUGCAGGCGCCGCCUGACCGAGACUAGGGCUGGGCUGGGGGAGGGAGGGCCAGCGGCAGGCGCAGGGGUGCGGAGGGCCUGGGGGCGGCCUGACGACCCUCGAUCCUGCUGUGGCUCCCAGUGCGCCUUCCCUCCCUCCACCUGCCACCCGCUGGAAAUCGGGAACAGGAAUUACACUCUAAACAGGGUCCCCAAGAGUUGGACAGGGGUCCCCUAGACCUGUCCAGCCUGAAUGGACGGCCCAGCUCAUCUCCUAGGUGGAUCAAGGGGCCGGCUGAGCGGCUUCCCGCAGGGAAGGUGCGGGAGGGACAGUGAGGAGGCCAGAGGCUUCCCGCACGCCCGCAGACACCUGGAGUGCCCAUUUGGCCACUGGGGUCACAGAUUGUGAUCAAGGGAAGCAGCCAGGGAGUCUCGGAAGCCCGAGAUCAGGAAAUCAGGUCCCAAGGCCGAGACGCUGCAAGAGGAAGCAAAGGUGUGACUGAGCUGAGGGAUGUGCUAAGGGAUGCCACCUCCAUGACGACAACACUGCCUCGCGUUUGAAUAGCGCUUUAUACUUUUUUAAACGUGUUUUCUAUCCGUUAUCUAUUUUCACCCUUAGCCUAUCCCUCUGUGGUAGGUGGGGGUAGGGUUUGCCUGACUCGGUAACCAAGGAAAGGAGGUGCAGGCCAGAUGGUUUAGCCCAGAUUACAGAAGAGCGGCAGAGCUGGGACCAGGGCUCCUGACCCAGCGCAGUGUCCCCACCACACACACUGCCUACCUCCCGUGUUUGAGAGACAGACCUCUCUGGCCUUGCCUCUCCUGGUCUCUCCCUUGCCCCUGACCCACCAAAAGUAACCAGAAGCCACCGGGGACAAUUCGUGGGGUUACUGGGAAUGGGGAACAGAUGGGCAACAGAAUGCCUCAGGAUGUGCUUCCGAAAGACUCUUCCUAUGUGGGCACUUCUGGGGCCCAGGGCCCAUCCCCCAGCCCGUCCCUCCCACCUCUAGUCCCUCAACCUGGUGCAACCCAUCUUGCUACUACACAGUAGUGACCCGGCCCCCCAGAGGCAGCUGGUGCCCUGGGUCAGAGCUCACCCUGAUGAUUUAUUCCAGUUUCCCCAGAGCCAAAGGGUGAGAGCAAGGCUCAUGCUGCAGGGGCCGCCAUCGAGGAAGUGAAUCUCUUCCCAGGAGGGCCAGGCAGUGGGUGCUAGAGGCCGAGAGCCUCAGUCUCUCUCCUGCCCUGAGCCUCCCAACCGGUGCUAUCUGUUAACUGACCAUGCUCACGGACAUGGACGUGGACACAGACCUCCUCUGCUCCAGACCCUGCAGGCGCCUCAGGAGGCGCCCAGAGGACUCCCUUGUGUUGGUGCAAUGCUCCAUGGUCCUGAGGGGCCACCGUCUCCAUUUCUGCGUCUUGCAUGGCCAGGCACUGGGGUGGGGUGGCAUGCCCCAGGACCCUUGUUUGUGUUGAGAAUGACUUUUCCUGCGCCGCCCAUCCACCCCACUUCUCUCCCAUCCGGGAGCACAGUGGGCAGCCUGCACCUGGCACCACAUUUGUGAGCGCUCUGCUUCCUCCCUCACCCGCACCGCUUGGCUUUCCUCAGACCCCUGUUUGCCAUGCAAAGGGAAUUCUUGAAAUUAAAUAAAAGGUGUCCAGAUUGCAGACUG